Messenger RNA from Carica papaya (papaya), 2327 nucleotides. NCBI's taxonomy places the organism in Eukaryota, Viridiplantae, Streptophyta, Magnoliopsida, Brassicales, Caricaceae. The record is from RefSeq and is a predicted model, not a curated record.
UCGGAAUUUGCAUUUGAUUCUGACGCUUGCCCGAUAUAUGCCAUAUGCUCCUAUAUUGACACUGUUGAAUUAUAGAAUUGAACAUUCUGUUGCUCUAAAGCUUUGCAAGCCGUAUAUGUGGUUAACUGUCACAUAUAGGUAUAAUAUGGCAGAAUUUUGAUAUUGCAAAAGUAGGUCCAUUGUAGAAGAAGUUGACUGCCACUUGUAGAGCUUAGAAAUCAUAAAACAUGCCUUCAUGGUGGAGGAAGUCCUCCUCCAAAGAUGUCAAGAAGAAGACAAGCAAAGAAAGUCUUAUUGAUUCCUUACACCGUAGAUUUAAGAUUCCCACAGAAGGUAAAGUAAACAAUCGAGCAGGAGGGUCAAGAAGACAUUUCAAUGAAACAGUGUCAGAGAAGGGCUCUCAGUCCCGAGCAGAGUCUAGAUCACCAUCACCUUCACCUUCCAAACAAGUAUCAAGGUCUCAAAGCUUUGCAGAUCGACCUCAUGCUCAACCGCUUCCUCUACCUGGGCUGCACCCUGGAAGUGUGGGCCGCACAGAUUCUGGCAUUAGAUCACCGAAACUGAGGUCAGAAAAAGGCUCCAAAUCCUCGUUGAUUUUGCCUAGACCGGCACGUAUUUGUAGUCGGCCAAAUCCUACAGAUUUAGAAGGAGAUUUGGUCACUGCUUCAGUAUCCAGUGAGAGCUCCAUUGAUACUGAUGAUCCUGGUGACUCUCGCCACCGCAGUCCCCAAGCAAUUGACUGUGACAAUGGCAGACCAGCUGCAGGUAGCCCAUCCAGGGUGCUGCUCAAGGAUCAGACCUGUCCGGUUGUCCAAAUAAACUGUAGAGACACAAAAAAGCCAGCCAAUAUUUCAUUCAUUAAUCAUGUCUCCCCUACAUCACCGAAACGGAGACCUUUAGGAAGUCAUGUGCCAAAUCUACAGGUUCCAUAUCCCGGUGCCUUCAGCAGUGCUCCAGACAGUUCUAUGUCAAGUCCUUCCAGAAGUCCACUGAGAGUGUUUGGCACUGAUCAGGUCAUAAAUUCUGCUUUCUGGGUGGGGAAGAGUCACCCGGAUGUCACUUUACUUGGAUCUGGCCACUGCUCCAGUCCUGGAUCUGGACAAAAUUCUGGACACAACUCGAUGGGAGGGGAUAUGUCUGGACAGUUAUUUUGGCAACAUAGCAGGGGUAGCCCUGAAUAUUCUCCAAUUCCUAGUCCAAGAAUGACUAGCCCUGGGCCAAGCUCAAGAAUUCAGAGUGGUGCUGUCACACCCAUUCAUCCUAGAGCAGGAGGAAUGACCAUAGAAUCGCAGGUAAGCUGGUCAGAUGAUGGGAAACAACAAAGCCACCGAUUGCCACUUCCUCCUGGAACAAUCUCCAAUUCUUCUCUGUUUAUUCAUUCAAAUUCAGCAGCAACAUCUCCCUCAGUGCCACGAAGUCCAGGAAGAGCGGAGAAUCCUGUAAGCCCUGGAUCUCGCUGGAAAAAGGGGAAGCUACUAGGUAGAGGCACUUUUGGGCAUGUCUAUGUUGGCUUUAAUAGUGAAAGUGGUGAAAUGUGUGCAAUGAAAGAGGUUACAUUGUUAUCUGAUGAUGCUAAAUCAAGGGAAAGCGCAAAGCAGUUGAUGCAGGAAAUCUCUUUAUUAAGCCGCUUACGACAUCCAAACAUCGUGCAGUAUUAUGGUACUGAAACAGUGAGUUUUCAAUCUGGUUACUUUCAUUGUCUAUUUUAUUCAUAUGAUGAUGAUGAUGAUAUGAACUAUUUAAUGAUCGAAGUUUUCGUGCAUUUUAACUUUGGGAUGGCGAAGCAUAUUGCUGGGCAGUCAUGUCCACUAUCGUUCAAGGGAAGCCCUUACUGGAUGGCACCUGAGGUAAUAAAGAACUCGAAUGGUUGCAGCCUUGCUGUGGAUAUAUGGAGUCUUGGAUGCACUGUUUUGGAAAUGGCUACAACAAAACCACCCUGGAGCCAGUAUGAGGGGGUUGCUGCCAUGUUUAAGAUUGGAAAUAGUAAGGAACUACCAGCUAUUCCAGAUCACAUCUCAGAUGACGGAAAGGAUUUUAUAAGGCAAUGUUUGCAACGUAACCCACUGCACCGACCGACAGCUGCUCAGCUUUUGGAGCACCCUUUUGUGAAAUAUGCUGCUCCAUUGGAAAGGCCCAUCGUGGGCGAGCAUUCAGAUCCAUCUCCUGGGGUUACAAAUGGAGUGAAAGCUCUGGUAUUCUUUCUUCUCUUUCCUGUGGUCAGGAGACUUUUUCUAUUGUCAAACUUCUUUUCUGCCAUGAUCAUUAGUUGCAUUAUAAUUGUAGUAAUUAAAAAUCGUAAUAAAUAUAAUUGAGAAAAUUAGAAUUAG